GGCGGGGGUCGGGAUGCGGACGGGGCAGCGGCAGUGACUGGAGCUGCCGCCCGACAUGAACUCGCUGGAGCAAGCGGAAGAUCUCAAGGCUUUUGAGAGAAGACUUACCGAAUAUAUUUCUUGUUUACAACCUGCUACAGGACGUUGGAGAAUGAUUCUUAUAGUGGUGUCUGUCUGUACAGCUACUGGUGCCUGGAACUGGUUGAUAGAUCCUGAGACACAAAAGGUAUCCUUCUUUACAUCUUUAUGGAAUCAUCCAUUUUUCACAAUCAGCUGUAUCACUCUAAUAGGGUUGUUCUUUGCUGGAAUACACAAAAGAGUGGUAGCACCAUCAAUUAUAGCAGCCCGAUGUCGAACUGUGUUAGCAGAAUAUAAUAUGUCUUGUGAUGAUACAGGAAAGCUAAUUUUGAAACCUAGGCCUCAUGUUCAAUGACAAUCUCUGUACAUUAUCAUGGGACCUGAAACAGCCUUUCUUCAAAUAAGUGAUGCAGCGAAAAGCCAUACAGGAUUCCUUUUACAGUUACUUAUGUGAAAGUCUUAGCAACAACUGACAAGAAGUGUGCAAUAUUAACCCAGAUUGUCUUGAUGAUUUCUCACGUUAUCAGUGCUUUUGGUACUUUUUGAUUACCUGUAUUUCAGUAUUAGUGUCACUUUAGUACUUCAUUUUCUGCAAGACUAAUUGCAGAUAAAGUAUGUGUUUUGGUUACUAAGUUAAAGCUUAGAGACAGAACCUCAUUCAGUUUUUAUAAUGUAUUUUUGCAAACUACUGUAAAUAGCAAAUCAAUGCCAAUGUUAAGCAAAGAGAAAACAUGUUGUGUGGACCUUUGUUCUCCUGCACCAGUAUUUAAGGAAUACCUACUUGCCAUUCCCACAGCUUUUUUAUUAAUAGUUAUUGCAUAUGUCUGUAUUGUUUGUUCUCCCAGCUUAUUCUUUAAAUGGUAUUGUAGGAAAGUAGAUUAAAAAGCCCAUCAAAUUGAACUUAGGUUGAAGAAAAACUCAUCUCCAUUAUGUUGUAAGAAAUUACAGAUAUUUUGAGAUAAAUUUUUUGUUAAACUGUAUACAAAACUUCAGCCACUAUUGUGGUUUUAUUUACUGGUUCAAUAUUUUCAUUUAUUGUUCAAUAUACUUUAUAAAUAUGUUUUUAAAGUAUUCAUAUGAACACUUAAUAGGUUUCUGAAUAUGAAAAUUCAGUUACGAAUUAUGUAGUGUUUGGGAAUUCAAUAGUUGUAUUGUUUUAGAUAAUUGGAUUUUAUGCUGUGGUAGUCAUAACAUUACACUAGUAUUGCAGAUGUGUAAUUUAUGAUCAUAUUCCACCAUCUGAAAAGGUAAUACAUUAACAGUGCCACAAAAUAGUCUACAAUUCUCACUACUUAAAGAGUAAGUGCUAAUGACAUACCGUGUAUGCAGAAUAGCGAUGUGUACUAUAAUAGCCCAUAAAAUUAAACUACUGGGAUUGCUAUAAAUA
Vombatus ursinus (common wombat) is the source of this 1465-nucleotide messenger RNA. It is a transcript of the gene CNEP1R1, whose product is annotated as CTD nuclear envelope phosphatase 1 regulatory subunit 1. The record is from RefSeq and is a predicted model, not a curated record. Gene Ontology annotation, cellular component: cytoplasm; Nem1-Spo7 phosphatase complex. The transcript is spliced from 6 exons. Bases 56 to 433 code for a protein of 125 amino acids. NCBI's taxonomy places the organism in Eukaryota, Metazoa, Chordata, Mammalia, Diprotodontia, Vombatidae.